Molecule: messenger RNA, 1393 nt
Organism: Cephus cinctus (wheat stem sawfly)
Lineage: Eukaryota; Metazoa; Arthropoda; Insecta; Hymenoptera; Cephidae
Gene: Wdr92
Product: WD repeat-containing protein 92
Exons: 4
Coding region: 77-1258 (393 amino acids)
Molecular function (GO): ubiquitin binding
Source: RefSeq, a predicted model, not a curated record
CGCUAUUAGAGUAGAGAAAAUACAGAGACUUAAAGCAACGUCGAAUCGAACCACGAGGUGUCGCCAGUGUUUGUUUAUGGAAACUUCAAACAUUCUGUGUCGUAUCGAUAGAAACAGAAUUUAUUUUGAAUUAGCUCCGAUCGAAGGUGCUAACUACAGAGAAACUACUUAUUACUUGAUAGUCAUGGAAAAGUUGGCAAAGCCACAAAUAAUUUGUCAUAUUGAAAAGUCCGUUAACUAUUCUCUGUUCGAUGCGAAAUGGAUACCGUGCAGCGCGAAAUUUGUGGUUAUGGGCUCACGGCCUCGUGGUUCCGGUAUCAUUCAGAUCUACGAGGUGUCCAGUGGCGAAUUGAAACUAAUCAAAGACAUUGAACGUUCAAAUGCUAUGAAAUGCGGAACUUUCAAAGCUUCUAGCCUUCGGGAUAGACAUUUGGCGACUGGAGAUUUUAAGGGUAGACUGAACAUUUAUAAUCUUGAGGAUCCUUCGAUUCCGAUAUAUACGGCGAACGCACAUAAAGAAAUAAUAAACAGCAUCGAUGGCGUAGCUGGACAGAGCGUGGGUUGUGGAGCUCCGGAAUUAGUGACAGGAUCACGAGAUGGGAGUGUCAAGGUGUGGGAUCCAAGACAAAAGGGCAAACCGGUGGCAGUAAUGGAGCCAAAGGAGGGUGAAGUGCGUAGAGACUGUUGGACGGUGGCUUUUGGAAAUUCCUAUAAUUCCGAAGAGAGGGUGGUAGCCGCUGGUUACGACAACGGAGAUGUCAAAAUGUUUGACUUGAGAGCAAUGACGCUGAGAUGGGAGAGUAAUUUGAAAAAUGGUGUGUGCUCGUUGGAAUUUGAUAGAAAAGACAUAGCCAUGAAUAAGUUAGUCGCCACGACAUUGGAAUCCAAAUAUUAUUUGUUCGAUUUGAAGACUCAGCAUCCAAAGAAAGGUUUUGCUUACCUGACGGAAAAGGCACACAAGUCGACAGUAUGGCUGGUACGACACUUACCGCAAAACCGAGAGAUAUUCAUGACCUGCGGCGGUGGAGGUUCUUUGUGUCUUUGGAAAUACAAUUACCCUGAAAGAAGAAAGCAAACUGAUGCUGAUGGUCUGGAGCAUGGUGUCGUGGGGAGUGUCAGUCUCCUUCAAAAUAGUACCUUAUCUUCUCAGCCGGUUAGUUCCUUAGACUGGAGUCCUGACAAGCAAGGAUUGGCAGUGUGCACGGCAUUCGAUCAGUGUCUUCGUGUAAUAAUUACAACAAAGCUUAAUACAAUUUAAAGAUAUGUAAAAUGGAAGCGUACAUAGUGAUGUAUACUAUAUUGCCUCAAUUGUAAUAUAAUAAUUUAAAAGGCACGCAUAUCUUGUAUGUAUUAAAAACUAAGCCUACCUAUAAAAUCUUUACAUCAUUUCUAA